Messenger RNA from Salvelinus fontinalis (brook trout), 4356 nucleotides. RefSeq lists its product as uncharacterized. The record is from RefSeq and is a predicted model, not a curated record. The transcript is spliced from 6 exons. NCBI's taxonomy places the organism in Eukaryota, Metazoa, Chordata, Actinopteri, Salmoniformes, Salmonidae. The coding region runs from base 2091 to 3203 and encodes 370 amino acids.
UGUUAUUGAUUUACUAUAAAAUGCAAUGUAGGCUAUGUGUGCCAUCCAAUAGUGUAAAUCCAGAUAUAUAGCUAGCUGGUUUUUGACUAUGAUGGUGCCUUGUGAGUAGCCUGUAUUGCGUUGCAUUACAUGAUGCACUGAGAAUUCAACAGAAUCCUUUUUUGUAUGAGUUAGUAUUCUGCCAGCUUAAUCUAAAUGCUGGUCAUAUGACUACAGUGUGUGUGGCUGACAUUGACUGGAGCAAAUAGAUUAACAGGCUUUGAACACGACCAAAGCCAGCGGGUCAUUAAAAAUGAAAAAUCACAGCCAUAAUAGUAACAGUCAAAAAUAAAUUUCAGAUCAAAUGAACCCAAGAGUAAAUUAAUCAGAACCAGUGCAUUAACGUGAACGGCGUCCCUUUUCUUAUCUCUGCUCCUCACAUUCAUCUCUGGUCACAAUCAUGAGCUGUGGUCGAUUUCAUGAUUAAUGCGAUGCACCUUUAUGAUGGAAUAAGAUUACACUUCAAAUAAUGUAGCCUUGAAUAUGAGGAGUGCAGCGUAGACUUUUAAUGGACUCUAGAAGUGUAUGCCACUGCAGCCUAAUGGCUAUGUGGCCAUACAAUAUAACCAUAUACUGUAGCCUAGUUGUGUCUUGAUCACUUCUCUUGAAUCGUACAGUGUAGUCAUAACACUUGUCAGCGAAUGGCUCAGACACCAUCUACUUUUUAGGAACUGUUCAAACUUCCAUUUCAGAGAAUAUAGGUCACUUUAGGGUGGUGUAUAGACUUAAAGCCCAUGGCUCCUAUAAGGAGCAUAGUGCGUCGAUGAAUGUUCUCUGUCUCUCUCGGUUCAGGGCAAGUUUUUCCAGGUCAAAGGUCACACCAGUUGGGGCCGCUCUCAGUCAUAUCUGCCUGGAAGUCUCUCCUCCUCCUCCACUUCCUCUCCUUCUCAUCCCCCCUCCCCUCCUCCAUCCUUUCCAAGGUUGCACAAUAAAAUCCACAACACUGCUUGGGAAUAUGCAGAAUGACCCUGAGUCCAGGUUGGAACAUGUAGCAUCAUGCCACCACAAAGACCUGCCCCAAAAAGAGCACACUCAAUGAUAUAUCAUGUAUUUUUGUGUUUCUCCAGACCUAAAGGUUAUGGUAAUAUAUUAUCAGCUGAACCGAAAGUCCAAAUCCCCCACAAAGUAGUUACUCACAUUUUCCCUGCAGUCAACAAAUGUUCUUAUCAGUAGGCUACGGGUUUGACUACAGAGGUCCAGAAAUGGUGAUGGCAGCCUUUAUUGCUGCCUUUGACAAUAAUAAAAGUUGAUUUGACUGUGCCCAGUGUGUAUGAUCAAUCAUAAAACAAGAGGGUGAGGAUUCUGUUUUGUUUCUAGUCACAUAUGCCACUAAACCUGCAUUAUUAUAUAGGCCAUAUGAAUGUUAUUUUGUUGAUGGGGAAGGGUUAUCUUACUCAAAUCAAAUGUAUUAGUCACAUACACAAUUUACAGCAGGUAUAAAAGGUGCAGUGAAAUGCUUAUGCGUUAGCUCCCUCAACAAUGCAGAACAUAAAUCCUUAAUCAAUAAUAACAACGAUGAAGUAAAAAAAAUUAAAUAAGAAGUAGUAGAAGUAGCAGAAGAGGUAGUAUGCCUAGUAAUAAGGGACUGGAUUUACAAUGGAUUUACAUAUUUAAAGUGGGUAGUAGAAUCAAUAGUAUAUAUUAGAACAGCAGCAUCGACUGUGUGUGUGUGUGUGUGUGUGUGUGUGUGUGUGUGUGUGUGUGUUUCAGGUUAACUAAAACCAAUACCGUAAUUUCCCCUUGUGGGACGAGCAGGACAACACCGAAACCGUAAACAAGCCCUAAAGCACCGUUGAGGAGAAAUCAUAUGACGCAUUGAACUGUAGGCUUCUACUCACCUGCUACACUUCAGCCACGCGCUCUGCAUGAAGGGUGGUGAUAGGCUGUCGGUAUAGAAGGAGGCGUAAACCAAAGCGUCAUUACAUGUCCUGAACAGGGUUUUUGUUGAAGAGGUCAUAUUUAGGUAAGGAUAUCUCACCUAGUCAACACGUCGAAAUCAACACAUUUAUCGGGAAGGGAACAGCAAGACACUUAGUGAAAAGAUUCCUAUUAUGCAGGUUACAGAAAAGAAGAUGCCCAAACAGGCCCAGCUGCUCUCUCUUGGCCGCAAGGACACCAGUCACCUCUUGGAAGUGUAUGUGAAGCGCAGCAUCAGUUUAAGUGACGGGACAUGUGAGGACCAGAGGUCACCAACAAAGCCUCGGAAGUGGGUGACACUGUCAGAGAAACGCAGAAGAGUCCACCGGCAUUCUAUUGACUCCUUGGUCACCUUAGAGCCCAGCAAACUUGAAGAGGGCGAUGCCACCAGCACACCACACGACGAGGGCUUUGUUAUACCAAAUGUGGCUCCUGUAGAAAUCCCAGGGCCUGCUGAUAUUCCUGAGAUUGAUGUGUCUACUGAACUGGAGAAUAAGUCUAAAGAGGGAAAGAAGAAGACCAAAAGGCCCUCUCUCUGGAAAAGUUUUUUGGGUUUCUUCUCAAAGAAGGGGAGUGACCAGAAAGAUGAGCAUGAGUCUGGUACAGAGACUGGUGGACAGUCACAAGGAAACAAAUCCAUAAAAAAGCAAUGGCGCUCCAUGAGGAGACUACCUCAGAGAAAAACUAAGAGUGACAGCCUCAGAGGGUCUGUGAGGAGAUCAUCGACUCGAAACAGGGCCAACACUACAGAAAUAACUGGAGUUGAAUCGGUUGUGAGUGUGGUGCUUACAGACUCGUACUAUGAGAAAGUGUCAGAAGAGCUGGAGAAGAUUGUGUCUGAGGAGAAAGAGACAGACACAGCUUCUACAGAUGAGGACGUCAUCAAAAGGAUAAUUGUUCUGAUGAAGCAGCAAGGAGACGUCAUUGAUAACAAGCUGAAGGAGAACCCCAGCCUGAGCGCAUUCUUCCAGAAGCUGUCCUACAGUACCUUCCAGCAGUUGGCUGAUACGUACGUGGAGACAGAGACCCCUACAGGCCAGAGCCGCCAGACACCACACACUGUUGGGCCCGGGCCCGUCAACGCCCCGGAGCUGGUCAAGCUGGCCUUCACUCUGGACUUCACAGCCAGGGUGGCCUGUCUCUCCAGACAAUCCACAGGACACAUCAUGGGCCUGGGCAACCGCUACUUAGAGGACCGCUUCACCCAGACACCAGAGGUUAAUCCAGAUCAGACGUUGCAUAACUAGGAUGGUCCUAAUCAUUGAUGCACCACCACAUGCAAAUGAGACCAACUACUGCAGGGGAAAGUAAACAUACUCAGUACUGUAAUAGCACAUGUAGUGUUCCUUGGGACACAAAUAAAACCCAGAGGCAGGUCACCUAGGGAACAUCACAUGACAGCCACUUAUGGUAGUCCUUGUACCAGUAAAUCUACACUAGGUAAUCUAAAUAACUACUAUGUGUACAGGUUAGUAAGUGAAAUAUAUCCACUUCUUACCACUUGUGGUGCAGUCUGUAUUUACUUAUCUGAAGUAGUGAUAGUAAGUACUAUGUAGCCUACUGUAACUGCAUGUACUUGCUACAAGGUACAGGUACACUGGUUAUUUUCCUACAGCAGGGUAUCUUAAUCCUGGUUCUGUGGACUCAAAGGUGUACACAAUUUUGGUUUUGCCCUAGCAAUACACACCUGAUUCCACUAAUCAAAGGUUUGAUGAUGAGUUGAUUAGUGACAUGAUGUGUGUAGUGCUAGGGUAAAAACUCAAAUGUGCACCCCUUUGAAUCCCCAGGACCAGGACUAAGAAACACGCCCCUACAGUGACCCUAGAGUAAUGCAUUGUUUCUGGGGAUUCUACUUAUGACACGUGAGAAAAUAAGAAAACCAAGCUAUUGAUCCAAACUAUUUAUGUAGCAAUAUUUCCAGGUGGUAGAAAUAUAUUUUCUCUAAUACUGUGGUCCUGUGUGGCUCAGUUGUUAGAGCAUGAUGCUUGUAACACCCACUGGAGCCACCCAUAUGUGAAAUGUAUACACGCAUGACUAUAAGUCACUUUGGAUAAAAGCGUCUGCUAAAUGGUAUAUAUUAUUUCUACAAUAUCAAUGUUUUACAGAUUUGAUAGAAUGCACUUUACAAAACUUUAUCUGGCUAUGUAAUAAUGAAAUGCAAUGUCCAGCACUUUACACAGUGCACUCGUAUUAGUGCAAUUACAUGAAAAUUGCAGCAUACUUCUAUUAACUUUUUUAAACUAUUAUUGUUAUUGGCAGUGCAAUCUUUAGUUUCAUCAUUGUCUACCUGUUUUGGGCUGAACAACUGCUGAUGAACAAUAUGACAUUUAUAUAGAUGUGUAUGCUGGCAUUCACACUAUUUGUUACAUGAAUAAAUUAUGUUUUUGUUAAAAAGCACUA